UCCAAGCUGCCGUAUUUCUUGAUUGUGCGCAAGACGCCCGUUUGGAUACGCAGACUGAUGUGUUUAUUGAGGAUAUCAGAGCGAAGAGAGUGUCGAUGGACAUUGGGCAGCCAUCUCCGACGGGUCUUGGUCUUGGAGUCUGGUACGUUGUUGCCGUAUUGGAUGUGUGUGCCGCCAUACAACCCUCUGUCUUGUCGCGCAUAGCUGUGUGCGUGUCUGGCUGGCACUGCGAUGGGUGCUCUCGCUGCUCUGGCGAUGCUCCGUGCUGCUGAGGCGAGGGACUGCAGCAUCCUCCUGGUGGUCUCUGGUCUUUCUUCUCUUCAACUUCAACUCAGUCAACUCAGUCAACUACUCUUCAGCUACACGCACUUCUGUACACGCCAGCAAAGCAGUGCCGACCAUGUCUCUCCUCUCAAACAUCCUCGGAUGGAGCGCAGUCGGCCUCGUCACCCGCUCCUUCCAGCUCGGCCUUCAGCAACGCACCCAGUUCUCAUCGCUCGGCGGUCAUGCGGCGUAUGCCACACUCUUUGGCGGACUCGGUUACUUCCUCUACGGCGUGGAACAGCAGCAGAAGGAACAGAUUGAGAAGAAGAAGCAGGCCUUACUCGCGUCUCGUGCCAGGAGAGCAGAACA
Protomyces lactucae-debilis is the source of this 633-nucleotide messenger RNA. RefSeq lists its product as uncharacterized. The coding region runs from base 232 to 585 and encodes 117 amino acids. The record is from RefSeq and is a predicted model, not a curated record. The transcript is spliced from 4 exons. NCBI's taxonomy places the organism in Eukaryota, Fungi, Ascomycota, Taphrinomycetes, Taphrinales, Protomycetaceae.